AUGGCCGGGCCGGGGCGGGCGCAGGAGGCCCUGCAGGAGCGCUACCGCCUGGGUUCCCUGCUGGGGCGCGGCGGAUUCGGCAGCGUCUUCUCAGCAACGCGGCUCUCGGACGGCGCCCCGGUGGCCAUCAAAAGCGUGCCUCGGAACCGCAUCUGGCAUUGGAGCGAGCUGCCCGACGGCACCAGCGCUCCCCUGGAGGUUGUGCUGCUGGACAAGGUGUCCACAGGCUUUCCCGGUGUCGUCCAGCUGCUGGAGUGGCUUGAGCUGCCCAGCGACAUUGUGAUGGUGCUGGAGCGGCCAGAGCAGUCUCAGGACCUCCUGCAUUUCAUUCAAGCACGGGGGUUCCUGCGCGAGGAGGUGGCGCGGCAGCUGUUCCGCCAGGUGCUGGAGGCCGUGCGGCACUGCACCAGCUGCGGGGUCCUGCACUGCGACAUCAAACCAGAGAACAUCCUGGUUGACCUGGCCACCGGGCAGGCCAAAUUGAUUGACUUUGGCUGUGGCACCUACCUGCAAGAGACAGCCUACACUCACUUUGCAGGAACACCAUCAUACAGCCCCCCGGAAUGGACCCGCUUUGGCUGGUACCAUGGCGAGCCAGCUACCAUCUGGUCCCUGGGCAUCCUGCUGCACGAGAUGGUCUGUGGGAAGAUG
This is a messenger RNA of Passer domesticus (house sparrow), 651 nucleotides long. Its product is annotated as serine/threonine-protein kinase pim-1-like. NCBI's taxonomy places the organism in Eukaryota, Metazoa, Chordata, Aves, Passeriformes, Passeridae. Gene Ontology annotation, cellular component: cytoplasm. Gene Ontology annotation, biological process: protein autophosphorylation. The record is from RefSeq and is a predicted model, not a curated record. The annotation marks the transcript as partial. Gene Ontology annotation, molecular function: ATP binding; protein serine/threonine kinase activity. The transcript is spliced from 5 exons.